AUGUCGGAAGCCGCACCCUUCUGCCCAAGAAGACCGAACCUUCGUGAGAUCCUGGCCAACACCGCACCUGCACCAUGGACGCUCGCUGCCUUCAUGGCAUACCUCUCCAACAAUCACUGCCUGGAAACACUGGAGUUCACCAUGGACGCUGGCAGAUACAAGAAGCACUACCACAGAAUGAUGAACAAGGCUCCCGUUCCCGGACAACCGACGGAAACUGACGCCAACUAUGUGAAGGAGUUGUGGGACCGCCUGAUGGAGGCCUACAUCCAGCCCAACGGCUCGCGUGAGGUCAACCUCCCAUCGCAGGUCCGCGAUCCUAUUCUAGAGCACAAGCCCGAAAACAGACUCCCACCGGCACCUACAAUUCUUGAGCCUGCUGUCUCCAAGACUUACGAGUUGAUGGAGGAGUCUGUCCUAGUUCCUUUCCUCAACAGCGUCUAUCCUCAAUCUCCUACUCCUGUUAGCCCUUACUACCCC
Aureobasidium pullulans EXF-150 is the source of this 480-nucleotide messenger RNA. Its product is annotated as regulator of G protein signaling superfamily. The annotation marks the transcript as partial. The transcript has a single exon. The record is from RefSeq and is a predicted model, not a curated record. NCBI's taxonomy places the organism in Eukaryota, Fungi, Ascomycota, Dothideomycetes, Dothideales, Saccotheciaceae.